AUGCGUAAACGAAUACGAAAGGGGCUCUUAGCCCUCGUCCUAAUAUCCUUUAUAUUUAAAUUGGAUGCUCAGUCCGAUCUUCCUCACGUUGUUCAACCGUCCCUUAACGGCUCCUCCAGUCCAUUACCACACUCAUUUUCCCGUGAAUUUCUUAAAUUUUUCCGUCUGGAAAAAAGCCCGGCCGACCCAGCCCGGUCCCUGGAAAUCUACUUUCCCUCCGAAUACAGCCAGUUCAAGGAAUUCAUAGCACGGGUGACAGACACCAGCGAAGCUAAGUAAGGGGCUUUUUCAACUGAUUUACGAUUACGAGAAAUGGCGCAAUCGCUAAUUCGUUUUUCCAACUUUUAAAUGAAAAAAAUACCAAAGACAACGGUAUUUCAGGGACGAAUCUCUUCUCGAUGCCAACCGAACAUUUCGAAUCACACCCCAAGAUCCAUCUUUCAUCAGAAUCGACCGGUUAUAUCCGGGUCAUCACUAUUAUGUGGCGAUAUUGGGAAGAGUGGAGGAUAAGUCGAUAUCCAUCAAAGAAGAGACUGUGGUCAUGGACCCAGUUCCCAUUGAAUUCAAUUCUCCAGAGGCUGUAAUUGUGGGGCAUACGAAUAUUACAUUUAGAGGUUUCAAAGCGGAGAAAGCAUUGCAAGAUAAAUUUACUGUAAAGUAUUUCCAAUUGGAUCCUUUGAAGAGAUAUCCGACAUUACAAGUGGACGAUAUUCAGGAUCAGAAGUUUGUGGAAUUAUAUUUGAGUAAUCUGAAUCCGGGAAGAGAUUAUGAUGUGACAGUUUCUGCUAUAAAGGAUCCAUUUACAAGUUCCCCAUGGAGAAAGACAAUAACAACAAGUAAAGGGAGAUCUGGUCGAUCCUAAUCAUGAUUUUAGAACCAUUAGCCCCAGCGAACUUAACAAUAAGUGAUGUGAAUGCAACAUGUAUUCGAGUGAGCUGGCUACUUCCAUCUGAAUCCGGAGCAGAUCAGUUCAACUUGUCAUAUCACAAGUUACAAAGACCAACUGAAAUUAAAAGAGUAAGCAAUUUAGUUUUUUAAAACACCCCCAAUCCUUCAAAUUUAAUUUGGAAUAGAUCAAAAUAUGCCAAAUUUCAUAUCUAGUCAGGCACUCUUAAGAUAUGUUUUGAUUGUAGGUAAACGUGACAUUCGGAUCAGCUCAGAAAGUGGAUCUAUGCGAUUCGAUAGUGGCUGGAGAGAAUUAUGUGUUUACAAUCACGGCUUUGAAGUCAAACCAACGUUCAGAAUCGAGUACAAUUACUCAUACUGUCCGCCCAAUGCCUCCAACUUCCAUUUCCCUUGUACCCGACUUCAAGAUGGGCAAGUUCAAGAUGGUGGUUCAUCUAAAUGAUUCGUCACAAACAAAGACAGACCAGUGUCAGAUCAGGAUCAUCGAUGAUUCUCGACGAAUUGAGCAAGUUCUACCGAUUACUCAGAAUGCAAAUGGGUCAAUGUAGGUUUAAUUACACAUGCCAUUCAAUUUUUAAUGCUUGCUUAAUUAUAAUUUAAUUUUAGGUGUGUGACAUAUUUAGAUCUUGAGCCUGGCAAGAGAUAUGAUUUAUCUGCCGCUGCUUUGAGCGAGAACACCAUCAGCAAGAAGAUCUUAAAAAACACAGCCUUAGAGCCAAGUUUUAGCAAGGAUUCCUUUGGCCUUUCCAUCCAAGUGAGUGCUUGUUGAUCUUGUUGUUGGCCAUUGACCAAGACUCUAAAUCAACAUCGUCUGAUCUGUCUGCCGUUUGAUUAACGACUUCCUGGUGUUUUUAAUUUUUCCCUUCUGUCUUGAUUUCUCCCAAAACUUUUUAAAAAUACCCCGAAUGCUUUUCUUUUAUCCUGCAGGAACAAAAGGGAACACUUGUUUUCACCUGGCCCGGCGAUCUCAAAAACAUCAGCGAGCUGUGGACAAAGACUGUGGGAAAGUCAUCAAAACUGCAUAUUCGUGUGGAUCCGCUGUCAGAGAACAACAAGAAAGAUGGGUCGAGACAAUUUGACACAUCGCCCUUUGACGGCACCAACGAAGUUCAUAUUGAUCAUCUGAGAAGAGGCACUUGUUAUAAAGUACACAUGUAUACAGUUACUAAUUCGGGAAUCGUAUCGCUCAACAAAUUUGAAGAAUUCAUUAGAUUAUCUCCACCAUCAGUCGAUGUGAAGGUGGAUAAAGUGGAUAAGAGAGAGGUUGCCAUCAGAAUUAGUGUGACUUCAUUCAUGAUCGACCCGUUGCAUCCAGUUAUUGGAGAUCUGAGUGAUUGUUUACUUCAUUUACAAGUUGUUGACGAGAAAAAUACGGUGAUCUUGGAGAGAUCUAUUAAUUUUGUUGAUCUGAAUGCUCCAAUCGUCAAGUUAAAUGGACUGUUACCGUAUCAUAAUUACAACGUUAACAGCAUGGUAAGGUUUUCUUCAGAUAAAUUAAAUUUCCAACACAACUACUACUCAUUUGGUUGUAGGUUAUUUGUGGAACCCAGUUCAGUGGAAAAAGCCCCAGUCCAUGUCCAUCCCGCAAUCUGACAAUCCCAGUCCAGUCAUUCCAAACUCAUCAGGAUAUCCCCAACGUUGUGGAAAACUUUACAACUCAAGUGCUGAAUCCUUAUUCGGUUCAAUUAAAAUGGCAACCCCCUGCUGUUUCCAACGGUCCCUUAACUCAUUAUAAUAUCCAUGUGAUCCCAGUCCAACAGCCAGAUCAGAAUUGGACUUUGUCUUUGAAUGCAAAUGGAAGUCACAUUCAGAAUGAACCGAGUGUCAUGAGUACUGUCGUUGUGGAUAAUCUGGUUGGCGGAUUGGAAUACAAAUUCGACGUACAAGCGGUUAAUGAAGCAGGUGUCAGUUCGAGUUUGACAGAAGAUCUACAGCCGGUAGUAAAGAUGCCGAUUCUUGGUAUGUUUGGUGUUGUUCUAUGCAAAUACUGUGACUUUUUUCAGCCCCUCCACGUCCAGCCGUCAGAAUUGAAAUUCUGAAAGAUUCUGUGAGAAGUACGGACUUGGCUAUUAAAUUCAGCAGUGACAACUUCAGCCAGAAACAUGGCCUUCUCAAGAUGGUAGCCGUGAUCGUUGCCCAAGUCGGAUCUGACGGAAGGCCGAAUGAGGUGGGACCCGAAGACACAUGGGCGUUGGAACAUGUUCGGAACAGCUCAAUGACAUGGGGAAGUGCGCAGAACUUCGAGUUCUGGCCUCCAUACGUCGCCCUCAGCAUCGGCCUGACCACGGACACGCACCUCAAACCUCAGGUCUUUGUUCAGGUGGGUCUUUCGGGUAUUCCAUUCAACAUUCCCGGGCUGAUCCUUCCACGAAUUGAUUCUUUCUUUGAGUUGCGGGCUGCAGCGUGACUCUAUGUUCUUCCACAUUCUGUUUACCUUCCAGAAUUAUGUUUACAUUUACUCUUUUUAGGAGAUUGGAAUAGACUCCCAAUGCAUCGAACAACCGGCGGAUAUAAUUUGCAACGGGCCGUUGAAGCCGGGCACCAAUUACCGCAUGAAACUUCGCCUCUUCACCGCCCCUAAUCUGUGGACCGACUCGAUGUACUCUGAUAUCGUAAUUACCGGUGAGUGAGUGUAAAUAUAGGCCGGAUUAGGGUUAAACGCGACCCCGACUCCGCCCACUUCCGGCCCGUUUUUUGGGGGGACUUCCGUGCGGAGAGUGCGAACUAGUUAAGGGAAGACAAGGAGACGAAAACCGAGGAGAAGAGGCCCUAAAAAACCCCUUCAGAUCCCCCUGAAGCGAACGCUUCUUGCUCACGCCCACACACCUACCAGUAGUGGUAUGUUUCUCUAUUUCUCUUGGGCUUGUUUUUAUUUUUGGACUCUCGCAUUCAUCCCCCCUCGCCCGCCUCUUUAAGAGGACCGGAGGGACGGGCGGGGGAUGAAUACUCUUCCAUAAAAAUCAUUGAAUUAAGGAAAAAAUGGAAAGUCAACAAAACCCCAUAAUUCUGGCAGGGGGAGGCAUUGGCUAAAGCCAACACUCUCCGAAACAAGGUGAAUCCCCUCGGAAAUGUAGUGUCGGAGUUUGGAUGUUCCCAUUAAGAUUAGGCCUGUAAUCAGCAAAUCCAUGUAUAGGCAGACUACCGUAUCCCCGCGUAUAAAAGGUCUUAUUUUUGUGGAAAACAAAACUGUCGGGGAUGACACUCGGGGGUGAGUGGGCCCCAUCGAACGUGAAACCCCACGGCUUAAAAGCUACUCAAUUCCGUUCAAUUUAUUUUUUUUUCUCGUUUUAGAGCCCCUUCGCUCGAGUUCGGCCUUCCGAAACGUGUUCGUUGUAUUGGCCGUGUUCAUUGCGGGUGUUGGCCUGAUAUUCGUGCUUCUCACUUAUUACACGCGACGUCAUCGAAGUUCUGUGUCGGGAAAAGGGUAAGCGAAGGAAUAUGUGGCUUCGCAAGUUAUUAAAUUGCCUGUUUUAUCAUGCAUGGGUGUCCUGUUUGUAGGGUGUUUGGACCUUAUCGUACUCUGCCGUGUGCAGUGGGAGAACGUCGUCAUGAUUUUUUUUGUUUUUUCCCCCGAAACUCUUUAUGAAAGCCGUGAAAAACGUCGAUUCAAUUUUGGGUGUUCUGCUUUUUGUCGGCCAUGAGAGGGAGGCCGAAAGGAGGGGGGCUGGGGGUGGGGGAGACCUUCCUCUUGUCCGUAAAGAGAAGAUGAACUUCUUGGCAAUGGUCUCCUAGAGGCUUUUCUUCCACUUUUUCUCAUAAUCUUGAUUUUCCGAGAUUAAUUGUGUACGGUAGUUUUGGUAUUUUAUGCGUCCCCAUUUUUUACAAAUAUUGUACUUUCUGCUAUUUCCGAUUUGUAAUUUGGAUUCGAAAUUACACCGUGUCCUUUCGUCUCGGCCUCCCACUACCAGUCCCCUACUAAUUACUUCCCCUAUGGCAACACGUUAAACUAUUCGGCUUCGAAUCCCUCUCACUAAUCCAUAAAACCGAUUUAAGGAAUCAUUACGGGGAGUUGUCCCGUUACAUUCCCAUUACUCUUUUUAUUACUUUUUUCGGAUUUUUCUUCGUACGUCAGUCCGAUGACUCCAAGGAUUUCCCUUUACGUAAACGCGAUGCAGUUGAAGGCUUUAAACCGCAUGGUUGGUGUCAUAAUCAUCAUGCAACCACGAUUAUCUUAUCUGGACACUAACCCGGUCCCAUUUUCAUUGCGUAUAUUACUCGUUACGUUGUAAUUGGCCCCUUUCUGCAUACGUUUCUUACAACUGAUUGCCUUAUUGAUAAUUAAUAUCUCCGUUUGCAGGGCCAACCUUUACGGCGCCGAGAGUUUUGGGUCCGCAGGGCAGGCAUACUCAUCCAAGGAGAGCCAGUGGACCGCUCUCAAGAUGAUCAUGGCCGAAAGGGCGGCCGAUUGUCUCGCGAAAUUGGGACUUGACACCAAUUCGUCGUCACCUCCAUCCAACAAUUGUGUGAAUAACAACUCCAAUGUCCUGUUCUCUACAAUGUCGCCGAGGACAGGGGUGACCGAAACGAAUGCCGUCCGAAUAAUGCCUUCAGCCCAAGCCAACCCUCUCACAAAGACAGAUUCGAGCAGCACUCUCACAACUCCCAACACCUUCAAUGCUCACCAUCGACGAUCACGGAGCCUUCGAGAGAGAACUGGAGUUGACCAAAAACUGGAACGGCUCCCAAGCGGACCCCCUCCCGGCUCCAAACCCAACUCGGUCCUGUGGACUGUUAUGAAGGGAGCAGACACUACAAAGUCCCGACCAAUCAGGAUACAGGACUUCCCCGAUCACGUGAAACUCCUAUCAGCGGACAGUGAUUAUCUCUACAGUGUUGAAUACGAGGAACUGCGGUUCGUGGGAACGGGACAGUCAUGCAUCGCGGCUGAUCUCGGUCAAAACAGGGCGAAGAAUCGCUUUACAAACAUUCUACCGUACGAUCAUUCCCGAGUAAAGAUAAUAUCUUGUGAUGAGGAAGAUGGAGCGGAUUAUGUGAAUGCGUCAUAUAUUCCCGGAUUCAACUCUCGACGUGAGUUUAUCGCUGCUCAAGGGCCUUUACCGAGCACUCGGGAUCAUUUCUGGAAGAUUGUUUGGGAGCAGAAUUGCCCUGCGAUUGUUGCACUUACGAAAUGCGUGGAAAAAGGAAGGGAUAAAUGUCAUCAAUAUUGGCCGGACGUGAACCAGAGAUCUGUCAUUUAUGCGGAUGUAGAAGUUACGUUAGUCAACGAAUCGGUGGAAUACGACGAAUAUAUAAUUAGGGAACUUAGAAUGACACACCUCUCUGAGUUUGGACAUCCCAGUCGAACGUUGUUUCAUCUCCAUUACAUGGCUUGGCCGGACUUCGGAGCCCCUGAAAAUCCGGCUGGUAUUAUAAAUUUCCUAAGACAAUUCAGGAACAAAGUCCCUCCCAGCAGUCAUAACCGGCCGUCAGUCAUCCAUUGCAGGUAUGUUUUUUAUUUUUUCUAUUACUAAAUUCUAUUGAAUAAGAAUAAAGUUUGUGAUUUCAGUGCUGGUGUCGGUAGAAGUGGGACAUUCGUUGCAUUGGACAGACUGAUUCAGAAUAUCGAGGUCGGAAAACCCUUGGAUGUAUUCGGAACGGUGUUCGAAAUGAGGAUGCAGAGAUGUCACAUGGUUCAGAAUGAGGUAAGACCAUUUCCUUUUAUAGUUACCAUAAGAGGUCUUAUCUUGACGACCUUCUCUUUCAGCAACAAUACAUCUUCAUCCACCAAGCCCUCUUGUACGUCCUUCAAACUUUCUACCCUCAUCUUUUGAAUCAGUCUUCCACUUGGACCUCUGAAGCCGUAUCUACACCUUCUUUCUGGACCCCUCCAAUCAUCACUCAUCCCUCGACCAGAUGGGGAGGCGAUCAUCAGAAUAGUGCUUUCAUGGAGGACGACGAAGGCAUCGCGGAGUCAGGGCUCUAG
Molecule: messenger RNA, 6829 nt
Organism: Bursaphelenchus xylophilus (pine wood nematode)
Lineage: Eukaryota; Metazoa; Nematoda; Chromadorea; Rhabditida; Aphelenchoididae
Source: the annotation of a GenBank genome assembly